Messenger RNA from Pelmatolapia mariae (spotted tilapia), 956 nucleotides. It is a transcript of the gene borcs8, whose product is annotated as BLOC-1 related complex subunit 8. Gene Ontology annotation, cellular component: BORC complex. The transcript is spliced from 6 exons. NCBI's taxonomy places the organism in Eukaryota, Metazoa, Chordata, Actinopteri, Cichliformes, Cichlidae. The coding region runs from base 99 to 491 and encodes 130 amino acids. The record is from RefSeq and is a predicted model, not a curated record.
UGACACACUACAACAAUAAUACGGAAGAGGUGGGAAUCAGGUGACACCACUCGCGUACAGCUGAGUUGUAGUUCUGACAGUAAAAACCAGACUGCAUUAUGGAGGACCAGGAGAUGCAACUGAAAGUCAGAAGGGUGACUGACAAGUUCACGGAGAGCAUGUACGUCCUGGCUAACGAGCCGUCGGUGGCUCUCUACAGGCUGCAGGAGCACGUCAGGAGGUCGUUGCCAGAACUAGUCCAGCACAAGACAGAUAUGCAGAGCUGGGAGGAACAAAGUCAAGGAGCCAUCUACACUGUAGAGUACGCAUGCAGUGCCGUGAAGAGCAUGAACAACAGCAGCUUAUAUUUCAAAAACAUUGACAGUCUUCUCCGUCAAGCCAUCAGCAUGAAGGAACAGAUUAAUAAUUCUCAAGGGCGCAGCUUAAAUGAUGUGAGUCCCUGUCCCAGCCCCAUUGUCACUGCUCCACAUGCCCCAUCCACUUCCUCAUGACAGACAGAGGUGUCCAAGGAAAAGGACAAUGGACUCAGGCAUGCUGAAGGAGGUGGGAGAAAAGCACAGCUCUGGGAUGUGAUGCGACUUCCUAAGUUGGUGGAGUUGCCUUUAAAGUCUUGCCCUGCUACCUGUUGACUGUGGCUGAAGUGGGUUCAGAAGGGCAACACCUCCUCAUCACAAUAGAGUGGCUGCCUACACUGACACCCCCGCCACCCCCCGUACAAGCCUCUCAGUGGAACAGAGCAUACCAGCGCUGCUAGGUCCAGCAUUAAAAACACUUAAGUCAUGGCUGCUCAAAGAAUGCAUUGUUCUCUUGGACUCACUGGUCGGUUCAGGGAGAGAGCAGCACUGCUGUUUUGCCACUGCUGUUGAAAGUCCACUGCACAGCCAAUGUUUUUAAAAUUAGUUCUUUUUUUAUGUGUUUGUUCUGUUUAACAUUUUGCCAGAUGGUACAACAUAUGC